UAUAGCCUGUGUGUGAUAGUUGUAAGCCACGUUUCGAAGAACGUAGUACCCCACGAUCCGCCGUUCAUGAGCACAUUCAAACGUGGCAAAUCAUCCCAACAGCAACGAGCCAUUGUUCUAACAGUUUGUGCAAAGUAUAAGAUAAGUCCAAUAAGUGGAUGCCCCCUAAGAUGCCCGUGACGUUUUCCACCAUGUCUUUAAGAAGUCGCGGUUUAUAACUUUUCUAAUGCACUAUGGAAGAGGAAGUUAACGACAGUUACUGUUGACUCUUAAAAACCCGCCCUUUCACUUGUUCAAAAAUAUAUCCAUAACCCUAGUACGUACCAACCCUUCACUGAAGUCUGAUGAUGCUGAACGUCACAGACCCUUGAUGAAUCUAGAAAAAACAAAGACACUCUCGGAACUUGAAAUCUGGAGAACGCUUGAAGAACAUAUAUAUAUAUGAAACAGUAACAUGAGCCCUGCCUUCCAUGACAAGAUUCUCUUGCUUCUUUGCAUCCUUUGUUUUAAUGGUGUUUUCGGCAGCAGACAAGGGAUACAAGUAGCAGCAGUUUUGGGUGUAGAAGGCAGUGAAGCCCAUACGAGUAGCCUUGUGCAUCACAAGGGGAGGAGACAUGGUUUGUUUGAUGUCAUGAGAUUUGGUGCUCGAGCAGACGGCCGAACUGAUGAUACUAGGGCCUUCAGAGCAGCAUGGAACGAGGCAUGUGAAGCGUCAGGUUCGGUGAAUCUUGUGAUACCAAAAGGGACAUACUUGAUUGGCCCUAUCAAGUUUGCCGGCCCAUGCAAUAAUGUAUCAUCUCUGACUGUUCUUAUGAAGGGUCAUUUGAAGGCUACAACAAAUUUGUCCAAUUAUGGAUUCAGCGCUGGUUGGGUUGAGUUUGGAAGGGUGGAAGGGCUAACCUUGACCGGAGGCGGGACCUUUGAUGGUCAAGGUGCCAAAGCCUGGCCUUACAAUAACUGCUCCACUCACUCCAAGUGCAAACUUCUUCCAACUAAUGUAAAAUUCAUGGCAAUGAAUAAGACGGUUGUCCGAGGCAUAACUUCGCUGAAUAGCAAGUUCUUUCACAUGGCUCUUGUGGAGUGCCAGAACUUCAAAGGUAGUAAAAUCAAGAUUUCAGCCCCGGAAAACAGCCCAAACACUGAUGGAAUCCACAUUGAGCGAAGCUCUAGUGUCUAUUUUUCUGGAUCACACAUUGGUACUGGUGAUGACUGCAUUUCUAUAGGACAAGGGAAUUCUCAGGUCACUGUCUCAAGUGUCACCUGCGGACCAGGUCAUGGCAUCAGUGUUGGAAGUUUAGGAAAAUAUCGGAAUGAAGGAGAUGUAAGUGGACUUGUGGUCAGAGAUUGUACCAUUACAGGAACCUCAAAUGGCAUCAGGAUCAAGACUUGGGCCAACUCCCCAGAUAGCAGUGUAGCCACCAAUAUGACAUUUGAGAACAUUGUGAUGAACAAUGUGACCAAUCCCAUCAUAAUCGAUCAAGCAUAUUGUCCAUUCACCUCCUGCACUUCCAUGGCACCAUCUCGAGUGAAGAUCAGUGACAUAUAUUUCAAGAACAUUAGAGGGACUUCAUCGUCAAAGGUAGCAGUGGCACUGGAAUGCAGCAGAGGGAUGCCAUGCCAGAAUAUCUACCUUGAAGAUGUACACUUGGAUCUGUCAACAGGGGAGAAACAUUCGACUUCCACUUGCAAAAAUGUUAGAGCUAAAUACAUUGGCACCCAAAUCCCACCACCAUGUUCUUAGUUUCCAAUCUUAAUUAGAUGCGAUCAAAGUUACUCAUUGCAACUUCACUUCAUUCUGGGAAUAGUUCUGUGUCAGGGAUAUUGCAGUAUCAUGGAAAAUUUUAAUUUCCGUUUGGCCAUUAUUAUUAUUAUUAUUAUUAUUAUUUCUCCAUAUCUUCCAGAAGCAUUGGAUUUCAUGAUUUUAUAUUUUCAGUAUCAACUCGAGGAAGCUCCUCCUUAUACUCUGUGCAAGUCUGGCGUGCCAUUCUAUUGUUUUCCCUUGGGUCGAAAAGAUUAUUUAUUGCUUUCCAGCAAGCUACAUGCAACGUAUGGUCCACCAGCAAGUACGGCUGAUCAUUAAUGCAAUGCAUCAAAUGAAUAGUUGUGCCGAGCCACAUGUUGUUCUGAAGGUCUUCACCGUCUUCUAAAUU
Messenger RNA from Carya illinoinensis, 2150 nucleotides. RefSeq names its product exopolygalacturonase-like. Gene Ontology annotation, molecular function: polygalacturonase activity. Lineage: Eukaryota; Viridiplantae; Streptophyta; Magnoliopsida; Fagales; Juglandaceae. The transcript is spliced from 6 exons. The record is from RefSeq and is a predicted model, not a curated record. Gene Ontology annotation, biological process: carbohydrate metabolic process. Bases 455 to 1741 code for a protein of 428 amino acids.